AUGCAAGCCAUUCAGACUGUGGAGACCCAGGUCCCUGUUUUGAAGGAGAGCUUUUUCAGAACUCCUUUCAGAGAGUGGAGGAAGGGCAGCGAAGCCAGCCUGAGAGGCCUCCGGCAGCAGCACUACCUGCAGCAGCCAGCAGAGGGAGUCGUGUGCAGGCAGGAGGGCCGCCCCCUGGGGCGCUCUGCCAGCAAUCCACUCUGCAGAGCCCCGGAGCCAACGCAGGGAGAGCGAGAGGCGUUGGCCUCGUUUGCAUCAGCACCGCAGGCUCCUCCGUCAGAGGAGAGCCAGGCUGGAUUACCGAGCAGAGCCGCGCAGAGAGGCAGAGCACGCAGCUUCCAGGAGCAGGAUGGCCUGAUCGCAAAGGGAGCUCGCCUGCUGAGGAUCAUGGGAAAUCAGGACGGGAAGCCCAGGAGGGCAGCGGGGGAGCCCAGCGCUGGCACUGAGCAAGCAGAGAAACUGAGGAAGGAACCUCACAGGAAGAAGUCACACGAUAAACAUUCCAAAGACGAGGCCUCCAGCAAAAAGAAACCCAAGUCCAGAUCCAAGCCCUCCGUUUUCUCCAGCCUCCGGAUCCAGAAGAAUCUGUCCAAAGUGAAGGGCUCUUUGGGGGGAUCUAAGGAGUAUUUUUUGGACAGCCAUGCCUCCCAGAAUGAUGAUCUGGGUAAGGGACAAUACUUUCCGGUCCACCCUGCAGACCUCAGCCUGUCUGCAGACGAGGUGGGGCUUUCAGACACUGAGCCAGAGCGUCUGCGUCUCAACGCUGACAGCCGGCAGUCCACUGUGGACACGCAGGAGGGACACAGAGCCAGCUCCAGCUCCGACACAGACAUCUACAGCUUCCACUCCGCCGUGGAACAGGAGUAUUUGCUCUCUGAUAUCCAGCAGGCUAUCUGUCAGCAACAGGGGGUCAGUGCUUCAGACACAGAGGAGUCAGGCUCCAAAGAACAGAAUCAGGCUAAGACUGCUGCUGAACCCAACCCCCCUGACCCUCAGCCAAUCCCAGUCCUCAAACCCCUCUCUGAGCAGGAGAACAGCCUGGAGGCCGGGUUCAGUGCUUCACUGGACACCACAGAAAGAGAAAACAAACUCGACAGUACUGGAAAAGCUCAACAUGGGCAGUCAGCUCUUUGCAGCGCCUUUGGGACAGAGCCUCACCAGACGUUGAGUGACAGCCCCCGGACGCCUACAGCUGACACUGACUGGAGGAGUGGGAUUCCUGUUACCAGGACAGCCCGCAUAAAGAGCGUCCAUGACCUCACAGCGUCAUUUGAAAGUGUAGAGGAGCCCAUAGAGGAGCAUGGAGAGCUGCUCACCCAAACGGCCGAGACCAAGAACAGCCGCACCAGAGGCCCCAAGGACAGAGAGGACAGAUCGCUGCACGGGCGUCGGGUGAGGGUUGCGGAAUCGCUGGAAAACAGCGGGGAGCUGACCUUUGAGGACAUCCCAGAGCGCCCUCUGGUGGAGAGGAGGAAGAGCAGCAUUUCCUUCUCUCAGUGGGUCUCAGAAAGUCCCUGUCCCACCGGACGGCGGAAGUCCUCUGUGUCAACCCCUCCGGUGAAGUCAUACCCCACCAUCCAUCCAUGCUAUGUGAAAACCACCACCCGCCAGCUGAGCUCUCCCGGGCACUCCCCUGUCACCUCACCUGCACACAGUCCGCUGUUCCGCCGACGCUACGAGCCCGGCCACUGGGGGGCGGUGCAGCGGGGGAAGAGGCAGAGGUCCUGCAGCAUCGCAGGCCUCCUCAGCCCGUCUGCGGAUUGGGCGGAGGAGCUGCACAAGCUCCACCCCCGGCCGGCCGACUCAGCUGAGCGCCUGUAUUUCGGGGACCCCCGGACCCCUGCAGCCAGACAGAGGUCCUCCGGUUGGCUGUCCUCCUCCCUCAGCUUCCAGGACGUCUUCACCGGGCGCACCCUGCUGGAGAGGUUCUUUGGACAGCAGGAGGGCGUGGCAUGUGAGGAGGCGAAGGAGCUGUGCUCACGGGUUCUGGCCAGAGGGCUUCUGCUGCCCUUCAGCUCCUGCUUCCAGGAACAGGAGGGGGGCAGCUGCACCCACACGGCGCCGCAGUUUGAUGAAGAUGAGCUGUACACCUGGGCCACAGUCAGCCAGCCCCCACCCUCCUCUGAGCGCUCCGAGGGCCGUGUCCCGGGACGUAUCCAGGCCCUGUGGCCCCCGCCCAAACCGGGAGGGGCGGAGAGAGCAGGGCUCAGGUACACAGAGGCAGAGGAUGAUGACAAGCAUCAAGCAAUCAUCCUGGGGCUGAAGAAGCAGCAGAGAGAGGCAGAGCUGCAGCUGCAGGAGGAAUCUGCCUCGGCAGUGGUGAAGAUGAAGGAGGAGUACGUCAGUAUGAUUCAGCAGCUGGAGCAGACGGUCGAGGAUUUAAAGACCAAAGUCACCACGUUGGAACAACAGCGCUCCCUGCUGGAGAAAGACGGUUUCACUGAAGGCAGCAGGAGUGGAGAGGCGGCUCUGAAAGCCGUGCAGCUGCAGUCUGAGGAGCGAUCGUCUCGGAGCCUGGAGGCCAAGGCGGUGCAGACAUCGCCUGUGGAGGACAGUGUUUGGGUUAACGGGCCCUUCCUGGCACCCCCUCCUCCACCCUUACCUGACUUACCUGUGGCCCCGCCCCCACCCCAACCUCCUCCCCCUCCCCCGGUACCAGGCUGUGCUGUGCCACCUCCACCCCCUCCCCCAUUACAGGGCUGGGCUCUCCCACCCCCCCCUCCCCCUCUGCCGGGCUGUGUCGUACCACCACCCCCUCCUCCACCGUUACCAGGGCAUGGAGUAGGCCCCCCUGUGCCACCUCCUCUCCCGGGCUUUGGCCCUCCGCCCCCACCCCCUCUCCCGGGCUUUGGCCCUCCGCCCCCACCUCCACUGCCUGGAUUGGGCCCUCCGCCCCCCCCUCCACCCCCUGGCUGUGGACCCCUUCCCCCCCCGCCCCCCCCGCCAGUGGGGCUGUACGGCCUGGCUACUGCAGAACAGAAGGGGCCCCUGAAGGCAGUGGUGGAGCCCCCCAGGCCCAUGAAGCCACUGUACUGGACCAGGAUACAGCUGCACAGCAAAAAGGAAGCAAGCGGAUCUUUAGUGUGGGAGAAGGUCAAGGAGCCAUCAGUGGAUUUUGAAGAGUUCGUUGAGCUCUUUUCCAAAAGUACCAUGAAAGAGAAGAAAAAGCCCCUGUCUGACACCAUCUCAAAAUCAAAAGCCACACAGGUGGUGAAGCUGUUGACCAACAAGCGUUCUCAGGCUGUGGGGAUCCUGAUGUCCAGCCUGCACCUGGACAUGCGGGACAUUCAGCAUGCUGUUCUGAACUUGGAGAAUUGUGUGGUUGACCUGGAGACCCUACAAGCUCUGUAUGAAAACAGAGCGCAGCCAGAUGAGAUGGAGAAGAUCGAAAAGCAUAUCAAGUCAUCCAAAGAAAAGGAAAACGCGAAGCCACUGGACAAACCUGAACAGUUCCUCUUUCAGCUGUCCCAGAUCCCCAGUUUCUCAGGAAGGGUAUUCUGCAUCCUCUUUCAGUCUACCUUUGCGGAAUGUAUAUCCUCUGUCAUUCGAAAGCUUGAAAUACUUCAGAAAGUGUGCACGAUGCUGUAUAGUAGUGAGGGAGUGAUGCAGGUUUUGGGCCUGAUCUUGGCCUUUGGGAACUUCAUGAACGGUGGGAACAGGAGCAGAGGCCAGGCUGACGGCUUUGGCCUGGACAUCCUCCCGAAGCUGAAAGAUGUGAAGAGCAGCGACAGCUCUUGCAGUCUUUUGUCUUACGUCGUUUCUUACUAUUUGAGGCACUUUGAUGAGGAGGCUGGCUACCCUCUCCCGGAGCCCCACGACCUGUUCCAGGCCUCACAGAUGAAGUUUGAAGAUUUUCAGAAGGAUCUGCGCAAGUUAAGGAAAGACCUCAAUGCCUGCAGCGCAGAGACAGAGAGGGUGUGCCGCGACUCCACAGACCAUCACCUGCAGCCCUUCAAGGACAGAAUGGAGGAGUUCCUGUGCCGAGCGAAGACUGAGCUGGAGACGGAGGAGAGACAGCUGGCUGCCGUUCACACUGCGUUCUUGGAGUUAACCGUGUUCUUCUCUGUCAAAGCUAAGGCGGGAGAGAAGGAGGUAUCCCCGCACACGCACUUCUCUGUGUGGCAUGAGUUCUCCACAGAUUUCAAAGACCUUUGGAAGAAAGAGAGCAAAGUGAUCUUACAGGAGAGGCUGAAGGCUGCAGAGGACAACGUCAGACAGGCCAAAGAGAAGGCCGGCUACAGCGUCAAACCUAAACAAGCCUCUGGAAUAAAAGCCAAACUGGGCACCAAGAUCUGAAGAGCUGGAAUUGUUCCUUUCUAGAAGUUUGAAAGAAAAGCAGAAAAGCAUCAACAGAACCAUGAUCUGUGACACUAGGUCUUCAUUUUACUUUAGUUUGGUUCUUUUUCUGGAAUGUUUAACACUUUAUGCUUUUGACAUGACAUCUGUGCACACAAACUGCCUGCCUUGUGUCUCGUGUAUGCUGCCCGGAUGAUGCAUAAUGACCUUUACAUGGGAAGAGGAGGUGGGCCUCCACAGCGCGAACUAAACUGCGGUCCCUCUCUUUCAGAUUCAUUUUAUAGCUGCAAUGAGGCAACUUUGACACUGGUUUGAAAAUGGACAGAAUGUGUUUCAGUGCACACAACCUAAAAAGUUUGAAUGAAAUCAUGUGCUAUGAAUGUGUAAAGAGAGAGGUUUCGCUGUGCAUUGAAAUGUUCUGGGUGGAUAGACUGGUGUGCCAUUCUUAUUUGCUCAGGCAGACUGAGGGUCAAUCUGAGGGUUACUGCUCUUAUGACCAUGUUUCAGGAGGUGUUCAGCUUGGCCAUCAACAGCAUUACUUUGAGCCACUGGUAUGAGCUUUAAUUACUCUGGUGCUGGUGGAAAAUUUAUAAUUUAUAAAGCAUCAUUUU
Megalops cyprinoides (Indo-Pacific tarpon) is the source of this 4907-nucleotide messenger RNA. RefSeq names its product formin-2-like. Gene Ontology annotation, biological process: actin nucleation; intracellular transport. Gene Ontology annotation, cellular component: actin filament; nucleus; endoplasmic reticulum membrane. Bases 1 to 4296 code for a protein of 1431 amino acids. The transcript is spliced from 20 exons. Gene Ontology annotation, molecular function: microtubule binding. The record is from RefSeq and is a predicted model, not a curated record. Lineage: Eukaryota; Metazoa; Chordata; Actinopteri; Elopiformes; Megalopidae.